UCUCCGUAUUUUUAGGUUCCGUAUCUCCAUCAACGUAUCUCGCUGAUGGAGCCUUCAUAUACUCUGGAUAUUUCUGCUUCUCCUAUUUAUCAUUCACUAAUUAACGCUUUCGAUAAUUUUCACACGGAUUUAUGGGUAUUACGAUCAAUUUUCUUUAUGGCGGCGAUAAUUUUGAUAUGGAAUCGUGCCAUAAUAUCAUACAAAUUAACUCAUAAAUCUCUUAUUGAUCCAUAUAAAUAUCCGAUUACUUCUUCGUUUUCUCUCUUUAAGAAGUCAAAACAACCACAACAAAAUGUUUUGAACAAUUAUUUGGGCAGAGGAUUGAAAUUGGAUGUCUCGGCUGUCAAGGCUAUCAGGGAUACCUACUGUGAUUCUCCUUCAGGAAGUAGUGAAAAUGCUUUACCACUUUCUCGUACCAGAUUUGAGUUGUUGUAUGAAACUCCUGAAAGGUAUGCAAACCAAAGGCGUCCGCAAAUGGGGAGUUCAAUUGGGGAGAUUAGGGAGCAAAGGGUGGAAGGUCUGACAACUAUUUCUAAAGUACCUUCCCAUUCUACUCCCAAAAUUUAUAAUCAAGUUGCAAAUGAGAAGAAACGAGCAAAAGGGAUUGAGGAUGAAUUUCAGGAUAUACAAUUUCAGUUAGUGAAACACAAAAAAAAAAAAAAAAGGUUGAUGGGGCAGAUAGCAAAUUUGAAGGUAUUGUAUGUUUGUAUUUAAGAUUAUCCCAACAUCAGUUAUACUUGUAAUUUUUAUCAGUUGUAGUUGCUUUUUUAAUUUAUUUUUAUAAGGUAUAAAUAUCAAAAUAAACUAUUAAGUCAAAAUUAGGACUCAUUCUUAUGAGUUAAAAAUAUAUUUUGUGUAGAUUUGGGAUUUUUAUUUCAAACCGGAAGAUCAUUCUAAAGUAAAGAUUGCAGCCAACAGUAAUAUUAGCGUGAUUGAAAAUUUGAGGAAGCAGUUGUAACGACCCGACUGGUCGUUUUGAGCAAUUGCGUCUGGUUCGGCAGUUUGAGAUCACGAGCAGCUUCAUAUUAUCUGUAUCGACUUGCGUGCGUGGUUGGAUUUUGUUUUCGUAUUAAUCGGAGUCGAAUUGGAAGAAGGAAUCUAGUUUUGGAAGCUUAAGCGAUGAGAGUUUGACCGGAAUUAGACUUUUAAGUAAACGGCCUCGGAAUGAGUUUUGGAUGAUGUCAGUAGCUUCGUAUGGAGAUUUUGGACUUGGGCGUGCGUUCGGAUUUGAAUUUGGAGGCCCGUAGGAUAAUUGGAGGCAUUUCGGUGAACGUUGGAAAAUAGAAGAUUUUUGGAAAAGUUUGAACCCGAGAUGGAUUUGGUGUU
Molecule: messenger RNA, 1326 nt
Organism: Nicotiana attenuata
Lineage: Eukaryota; Viridiplantae; Streptophyta; Magnoliopsida; Solanales; Solanaceae
Exons: 2
Coding region: 46-714 (222 amino acids)
Source: RefSeq, a predicted model, not a curated record